CCACACUGAGGCAACAGGAAGCAGCGACAAACCCCAAAAACUGUCCAGACUGGAGGUGGAGGAAAGAAGCGCUGGAGGAUCAACGCUUCCUGUUGAGUCUUCAGAACCAGAAUCUGCCCGAUUCAGCGCAGCGCCUCCUCGACCAUGCCCUUCUUUUGAAGUGGACAGGAAGUUUACCUGCCUCAGAAACGCAGCCGUGCGAGUUACGUUCUGGAAUUGUGCUUCCAGUCAUGGCUCAGGGCGCCAGCAUCCAGUACGAGCGAGUGGCCGAGAUUGGAGGAGGGGCCUACGGGACGGUUUAUAAAGCCCGGGACACUGAGAGUGGGAAGUUUGUGGCUCUGAAGAGUGUUCGGGUCCAGACAAACCAGAAUGGACUCCCCAUCUCCACGGUCAGAGAAGUGGCUUUACUGAAGCGGCUGGAGCAGUUCGACCACCCAAACGUGGUCCGGCUCAUGGACGUCUGUGCCACUCAGAGGUCAGACCAGGAGACGAAGGUCACACUCGUGUUUGAACAUGUGGACCAAGACUUGAAGACCUAUCUUGAAAAGGCCCCCGUUGCUGGUCUAUCCCCCGACCACAUUAAAGACCUCAUGAGGCAGCUGCUGUGUGGACUGGCCUUCCUGCACUCUAACCGCGUGGUACACCGAGACCUGAAGCCGGAGAAUAUCUUGGUGACCAGCAAAGGACAAGUGAAGCUGGCUGACUUCGGACUGGCUCGCAUCUACAGCUGCCACAUGGCUCUCACGCCCGUGGUGGUGACUCUCUGGUAUCGACCUCCUGAAGUUCUGCUCCAGUCCAGCUAUGCCACCCCUGUGGACAUCUGGAGCACAGGUUGCAUCUUUGCAGAGAUGUUCAGGCGCAAACCGUUAUUUUGUGGCGAAUCAGAAGUGGACCAACUUGGAAAAAUAUUUGAGUUCAUUGGCUUGCCACUCGAGCAGGAAUGGCCGACUGAUGUUACACUGUCCAGGAAGAACUUCCCCCCAGUCACGCGCCGGCCUGUGUCAGACUUUGUCCCAGAGAUCGACGAGCAGGCGGAGCAGCUGCUGCUGAAAAUGCUUACCUUUGACCCCUACAAGCGAAUAUCUGCACUGAAUGCACUAGACGAUGCAUAUUUCCACGAGGACGAGACACCGACGAAAAGCUGAAACGAUGCUGAGGAAAGUACCGUAAAAGCGUCUCAGUUUGGAGCCGACCUUGAUCGAUGACCUUCACUGUGUGUAUCACUUUACACAAGAUGCCGUACACUGAAACGGAGCAGCUUCUGCUGCAUGGCUGGGUGUGGAAAAGAAGGACCAGACUUGAGCGUCACUGCCAUUUUUUGUAUCCCACAGGACCAACGUUUGUAACUUUAAAAAUGUUUGCUUGCUGUCAUCAUUGUCAGCAGGGAUUUUACUGGCACACAAGCAGAGCUGUUGACAUAAUGUCAAAUACUCAAGAAACAGUAGCCAGUCUCUGCCGAGAGAGGUGUUAAAUUGUAUUUUUUAAAACUGAUUUUUUUUUUUUACAGUGAAAACGCUGCCACAAGCUUUAGCCUUCAGACAUAAAGAAUAGGUGAGAACACACAAGAAACAAAUGCCUUCAGAAAGUCGGGAGAGAAAUCCGAGUGUCUGUUUUUAGAUGACUGAAGGUGUGUUUGUUUCAUGUUUGGUCUUUUUCAUGUGCCAAAACCAUCUUCACUCAAGAGUAUAAAUAAACCUCGAAUCACUGCUGAA
Messenger RNA from Synchiropus splendidus (mandarinfish), 1712 nucleotides. It is a transcript of the gene cdk4, whose product is annotated as cyclin-dependent kinase 4. Gene Ontology annotation, cellular component: nucleus; cytoplasm; cyclin-dependent protein kinase holoenzyme complex. NCBI's taxonomy places the organism in Eukaryota, Metazoa, Chordata, Actinopteri, Syngnathiformes, Callionymidae. The transcript is spliced from 8 exons. The record is from RefSeq and is a predicted model, not a curated record. Bases 231 to 1145 code for a protein of 304 amino acids. Gene Ontology annotation, biological process: signal transduction; protein phosphorylation; regulation of gene expression. Gene Ontology annotation, molecular function: cyclin-dependent protein serine/threonine kinase activity; cyclin binding; ATP binding.